Molecule: messenger RNA, 684 nt
Organism: Schistosoma mattheei
Lineage: Eukaryota; Metazoa; Platyhelminthes; Trematoda; Strigeidida; Schistosomatidae
Source: the annotation of a GenBank genome assembly
AUGUCACUGUUCGAGUCUUAUGAGAAACAGUAUGGAAAUCUGACUAGCGACAUAACAUUCAAGCUAGGAAAAAUUCCCCAGUUGAGUGGUGGUGAAAGGGCGAAAGAAGUACACGAUGUGUCAAUACUUUUUGACGAGACGAAGGAGUUAAUUGAACAGAUGUCUCUGGAAGUUCAGGAAAUGCGAUCUGACAUCCAAUUAGGAAAACUCACGACAGAAUUCCGGCGACCGCGGUAUGCCGUUCGGCGCCCUGACCAUAAGGAUUCAUGCGGUUCCGAUGAUGAGGACAAUUUACACGAAGAGGUUUUGUUCGAUACAGACAUGAGAGCUCAACUUCUGAGCAACACUGAACGAAUAUCUCGGACUACUACCAAAUUGGAAGAUGGUGUGCGAGUUGCUUUGGAAACAGAAGAAGUAGGUGGUCAUAUACUACAAGACUUAAGCGAGCAACGAGAAAAACUUCAAAGAAGUAGAGACAGGCUUCGUCAGGCAGAUUCUGAUCUGAAAAAGAGCUCUCGAAUACUUUCAGUAAUGACUCGCAGAAUUCUUCAAAACAAAUUCCUUCUAAUUACUGUGAUAUUUCUGAUUGUGUUAAUAUUUUUCUUAACCAUAUAUCUGGUCACUCGUCGUGCGACAACACACGUGAACUCGUCUUCUGCUACAAUAAACUCAUCUCACCCAUGA